AUGAAAAUGAUUUUUGUUUUGUAAGUAGUCUGGGCCACCAUUUCAUAUGACUCCAACACAUUUACUAAAUUUGCAUAUUAAUAUAGCGGAGGAAGUAGGUGUAAUCCUCCUGCAUAAAAAUAAGAAACUGUUUAUUUCUCAGAUGUAUUUGCAAGGCCCCCAAAAAUUCUUAUAAACACUAUAUUGAUGGACACAAAUCAUCCAUUUGUUAAUUACACUUUUUCUAUUACCACUGUUACAACACAAAGUAUAUCAUUAACGAAAACUUAGGCUUUACUUUUAAUCUCGAAUGUUUUCUAGGAACUAUAUUUGGACCUGUAUAUGGUAUUGUGUUGAAAUGGUUAGCUAUAGAUGAUGAAAGAAUUUAAAUCAUAAAUGAGUUUAACAUGUAUUCUUUUGAGAACAAAACAUAUCCUCUAGUCAACUCAAAUGCAGAAACGGUAUUCAUAUCUUUGAUAAAUUUUUCCUAUCAGGGUCCAGUUUACUUUGAUAUCCUAGUACUUUAUUUAAUUAUCAAUUAGGCUUCUGAACUAACAAAAACCAGCGUGUCUGUUACCAUAACUGAUCCAAAUAAUACCUUAUCAAACUUACUAUUUUUGGGAUAUUAAGUGAUUCUAGGAGUAAAAGAAGCCAUUACUAUAAUUGAUGUUAUUAAAACAACUGCUAUUUAUACAAGUCCUAAAUAUGUUACUUAAGAGAAUUCAUGGCUUAUUACUCCAUUUGUUGGAUUUUAUUAUAAUGUUAAUGAUAAUGUUAGAUUGAAUUUCACUUAAUACUAAGAUUAAUAAAAAAUAUGGUACACUAUCGAAUCUAUUUACGGUAUAAUGAAUCUUAUGAUUUUAAGGUUUUCAAUAUUAUACACCAUAAACUCAUCAGCCGACUUGGAUAAUGUAUUAAUUUAAAACCGUAUUCACAGCCGUAGACUGUAUAACUAUAAGGAUUACAUAAAUAAAGGAAAAAUUAGCGGAAUUUAGAAACUCUUUUGAAGUAGAAAUUAUGGAAACUCAACAAAUAGUAAGAAAUUUGGGUACAACUAACUUAGCAAUAGACAAAAAUUAUUAGCUAAUAAAUUUAAAGGUUUAUGCAAGAUGUUUUUAGUUAAAGAAAAUAUAAAGUUACUUUAAUAAAUGCUAUGGAUGUUUACCAUAAAAAACGAACUAAUUUUCACAUAAUUGCUAUGGUGCUAUCAAUACAAUUAAUUACUCAGUUAAAUUACUUCCUACAAUAUAGGCCAAUCAAGAAUUAAUAAUAAUACUCUCAAAUUUGGACUGUUAAAUCUAUUAAAAAUUAUUCAAUUAAGUGGUUACCUAAGUUAAACUAAUUGAAAUCAAAUAAGUUGAUAUUUGA
Molecule: messenger RNA, 1347 nt
Organism: Paramecium octaurelia
Lineage: Eukaryota; Ciliophora; Oligohymenophorea; Peniculida; Parameciidae
Source: the annotation of a GenBank genome assembly